AUGCAACUUAGAGGAAGUUGUUUGGAUCUGAAUUGGAUACAAUUAUGGAGGAACUCUCUGACAAGAAAGGGAAGAGUCUUCCCUUAUCCAACAGAUUCUUUCGAGGCCGUUAUAAUCAACAUAGGCGUGACCGUUCCCUACAGAGAUCCAGACAAAACAAGGGAUCAGAAUUAUACCGUACCUAGAAGAUUGGCUGAUUCUAGCAAGAUCCCAGGAAGAACUCCAUCUCCACACCAGUCUGUCUUUAGGAUUACUUCACAAGCUCGGAUGGGUGGUAAAUAUGGAAAAGCCCCAUUUAAUUCCAGACAAGUUAAGAACUUUUCUGGGGUUCUGCCUAGAUUCCCACAGUAUGAGAAUUUUUCUAUCUCCUGCAAGAAAGGAUAUCCAAGGGAUAUCAUCUCCUUUGUAUCCCUCGCAGGUUUUCUCCUGAAUCUGGAUCUUCUCAGUGGGAUUUUUCUACCCUUAGAUUUGAUAAAAUACUUCUGUACACCUCAGAUAAAAUACUUCUGUACACCUCAGAUAAAAUACUUCUGUACACCUCAGAUAAAAUACUUCUGUACACCUCAGAUAAAAUACUUCUGUACACCUCAGAUAAAAUACUUAUGUACACCUCAGAUAAAAUACUUCUGUACACCUCAGAUAAAAUACUUCUGUACACCUCAGAUAAAAUACUUCUGUACACCUCAGAUAAAAUACUUCUGUACACCUCAGAUAAAAUACUUCCGUACACCUCAAAUAAAAUACUUCUGUACACCUCAGAUAAAAUACUUCUGUACACCUCAGAUAAAAUACUUCUGUACACCUCAGAUAAAAUACUUCUGUACACCUCAGAUAAAAUACAUCUGUAUACCUCAGAUAAAAAUACAUCUGUACACCUCAGCUAAAGUACAUCUGUACACCUCAGAUAAAAUACAUCUGUACACCUCAGAUAAAAUACACCUGUACACCUCAGAUAAAAUACUUCUGUACACCUCAGAUAAAAUACUUCUGUACACCUCAGAUAAAAUACUUCUGUACACCUCAGAUAAAAUACUUCUGUACACCUCAGAUAAAAUACUUCUGUACACCUCAGAUAAAAUACUUCUGUACACCUCAGAUAAAAUACACCUGUACACCUCAGAUAAAAUACUUCUGUACACCUCAGAUAAAAUACUUCUGUACACCUCAGAUAAAAUACAUCUGUACACCUCAGAUAAAAUACUUCUGUACACCCCAGAUAAAAUACUUCUGUACACCUCAGAUAAAAUACUUCUGUACACCUCAGAUAAAAUACACCUGUACACCUCAGAUAAAAUACACCUGUACACCUCAGAUAAAAUACUUCUGUACACCUCAGAUAAAAUACUUCUGUACACCUCAGAUAAAAUACUUCUGUACACCUCAGAUAAAAUACAUCUGUACACCUCAGAUAAAAUACUUCUGUACACCUCAGAUAAAAUACUUCUGUACACCCCAGAUAAAAUACUUCUGUACACCUCAGAUAAAAUACUUCUGUACACCUCAGAUAAAAUACUUCUGUACACCUCAGAUAAAAUACUUCUGUACACCUCAGAUAAAAUACUUCUGUACACCUCAGAUAAAAUACUUCUGUACACCUCAGAUAAAAUACUUCUGUACACCUCAGAUAAAAUACUUCUGUACACCUCAGAUAAAAUACUUCUGUACACCUCAGAUAAAAUACUUCUGUACACCUCAGAUAAAAUACUUCUGUACACCUCAGAUAAAAUACUUCUGUACACCUCAGAUAAAAUACUUCUGUACACCUCAGAUAAAAUACUUCUGUACACCUCAGAUAAAAUACAUCUGUAUACCUCAGAUAAAAUACUUCUGUACACCUCAGAUAAAAUACUUCUGUACACCUCAGAUAAAAUACUUCUGUACACCUCAGAUAAAAUACACCUGUACACCUCAGAUAAAAUACUUCUGUACACCUCAGAUAAAAUACUUCUGUACACCUCAGAUAAAAUACUUCUGUACACCUCAGAUAAAAUACUUCUGUACACCUCAGAUAAAAUACACCUGUACACCUCAGAUAAAAUACUUCUGUACACCUCAGAUAAAAUACUUCUGUACACCUCAGAUAAAAUACUUCUGUACACCUCAGAUAAAAUACUUCUGUACACCUCAGAUAAAAUACAUCUGUACACCUCAGAUAAAAUACUUCUGUACACCUCAGAUAAAAUACUUCUGUACACCUCAGAUAAAAUACUUCUGUACACCCCAGAUAAAAUACAUCUGUACACCUCAGAUAAAAUACAUCUGUACACCUCAGAUAAAAUACUUCUGUACACCUCAGAUAAAAUACUUCUGUACACCUCAGAUAAAAUACUUCUGUACACCUCAGAUAAAAUACUUCUGUACACCUCAGAUAAAAUACAUCUGUACACCUCAGAUAAAAUACAUCUGUACACCUCAGAUAAAAUACAUCUGUACACCCCAGAUAAAAUACUUCUGUACACCUCAGAUAAAAUAUUUCUGUACACCUCAGAUAAAAUACAUCUGUACACCCCAGAUAAAAUAUUUCUGUACACCUCAGAUAAAAUACAUCUGUACACCCCAGAUAAAAUACUUCUGUACACCCCAGAUAAAAUAAAAUCAACCACUUAA
Molecule: messenger RNA, 2607 nt
Organism: Hyla sarda
Lineage: Eukaryota; Metazoa; Chordata; Amphibia; Anura; Hylidae
Exons: 3
Coding region: 1-2607 (868 amino acids)
Source: RefSeq, a predicted model, not a curated record